AUGGAAGGUGAAACAACUAUUAUCGUGAAAUGGAAUGGAAAUGAAUAUAAUAUUAAAGAUCUCCAAGGUGAUACCACAAUUCUUGAGUUAAAAGCUAAGAUUUACGAAGAAACAGGAGUCAAACCUGAUCGACAAAAAUUGUUAAAUUUAAAAUGCAAAGGUCAAGAUGCAGAACAAACUAUAAGUAUGCUAAAAAUCAAACCUGGCUUCAAAUUGAUGAUGAUGGGCUCCAGAGAGGAAGAUAUUGCCGAAGCGAAUCGAAUUCCUAAAGAUGUAUCCGAAGUAAUAAAUGACCUAGAUGUUGAUCAAGAUAUUGAAGAUAUAGAAGUAGAAAAUGCUGAAAUUUAUUUGGCUAAGAUACAAAAGAGAAUUGAAACAUAUAAAAUCGAAGUAUUUAAUCCUCCUCGGGAAGGUAAAAAACUCUUAGUUCUCGAUAUUGAUUACACAUUGUUCGAUCACAGGUCUGUCGCGUCUAGUGGCAUAGAACUAAUGCGACCAUAUCUUCACGAAUUUCUCACAAGAGCUUAUCAACAUUAUGACAUCGUUAUUUGGUCAGCCACUAGUAUGAAAUGGAUCAAUGAAAAAAUGAAACUUUUAGCAGUAACAGAUAAUCCAAAUUACAAAAUAGCCUUUCAUCUGGAUUGCCUUGCAAUGAUUAAUGUAGUAACUUCAAAGUAUGGUCUCGUCGAAGUUAAACCACUUGGAGUUAUUUGGGGAAAGUAUCAACAAUAUUCGGCGAAAAAUACAAUUAUGUUUGACGAUAUUAGGAGAAAUUUCAUAAUGAAUCCUGGCUCUGGGCUGAAAAUAAAACCUUUUAAGCAAGCUCACUUAAACCGGGAUAAAGAUAAGGAGCUACUGAAACUUGCUGAUUAUUUAGAAGCUAUCGCUGAAGUCGAGGACUUUCAGACACUCAAUCACCGCAAGUGGAAAGAAUAUAAAAGUAAAAGAUCACACCGCAAACGUCCACACUAA
This is a messenger RNA of Cotesia congregata, 972 nucleotides long. The record is from the annotation of a GenBank genome assembly. NCBI's taxonomy places the organism in Eukaryota, Metazoa, Arthropoda, Insecta, Hymenoptera, Braconidae.